AUGGACACAAAAGGGCUUCCUGCGGUUUCAACUCUUACAACACAAGCAGCAUGCGAUCUUCCCUCGAAGUAUAGCUGGACUUCUACCAACGCUCUCGCUAGCCCAAAAUCUGGAUGGGCUUCGCUCAAAGACUUCACCGUCACCACCUACAAUGGCAAGAAGCUUGUCUACGGAUCCUAUGCCAACACCGGCUCUAGCUAUGGCUCCAUGAACUUCGGGCUCUUCGACAGCUGGUCCAGCAUGACUUCUGCCCCUCAAAAUGCCAUGUCUGCCAACACCGUGGCACCCACGCUGUUCUACUUCAAGCCAAAAGACGUUUGGGUGCUUGCAUAUCAAUGGGGGGCCACCGCCUUCUCCUACCGCACUUCGAAGAAUCCGUCCGACGCCAAUAGCUGGGGAGCAGCGCAGCCGUUGUUCUCAGGCUCAAUAUCUGGUUCCGACACUGGUCCCAUCGACCAGACGCUGAUCGGUGAUGGGUCUAAUAUGUAUCUCUUCUUCUGUGGUGACAAUGGCAAAAUCUACCGCGCCAGCAUGCCUAUUGGUAACUUCCCCGGGAACUUUGGCUCCACAAGCACUGUCGUCAUGUCGGAUACCAAGAACAACCUCUUCGAAGCCGUACAGGUCUACACCCUCGAAGGCCAGACCAAAUACCUCAUGAUCGUCGAGGCGAUCGGAUCCAAUGGCCGUUACUUCCGCUCUUUCACUGCCACGAGUCUAGGCGGCACCUGGACGCCACAGGCAGCGACUGAGAGCAACCCCUUCGCGGGUAAGGCGAACAGCGGCGCCACCUGGACAAAUGAUAUCAGCCAUGGUGAUCUCCUGAGAACCAACCCCGACCAGACCUUUACGGUGGACCCGUGCAACUUGCAGCUGUUGUACCAGGGUAGGAACCCGAACAACGUGCCGAGCGACUACAAUCUUCUGCCGUACAGACCUGGUGUCUUGACGCUGAAGAAGUAA
This is a messenger RNA of Ramularia collo-cygni, 960 nucleotides long. Its product is annotated as probable alpha-L-arabinofuranosidase precursor. The record is from RefSeq and is a predicted model, not a curated record. NCBI's taxonomy places the organism in Eukaryota, Fungi, Ascomycota, Dothideomycetes, Mycosphaerellales, Mycosphaerellaceae. The coding region runs from base 1 to 960 and encodes 319 amino acids. The transcript has 4 exons. Gene Ontology annotation, biological process: L-arabinose metabolic process. Gene Ontology annotation, molecular function: alpha-L-arabinofuranosidase activity.